Olea europaea var. sylvestris is the source of this 2422-nucleotide messenger RNA. RefSeq names its product transcription factor TGA2.2-like. The transcript is spliced from 12 exons. Gene Ontology annotation, biological process: DNA-templated transcription; regulation of DNA-templated transcription. The coding region runs from base 912 to 2081 and encodes 389 amino acids. Gene Ontology annotation, molecular function: sequence-specific DNA binding; DNA-binding transcription factor activity. The record is from RefSeq and is a predicted model, not a curated record. NCBI's taxonomy places the organism in Eukaryota, Viridiplantae, Streptophyta, Magnoliopsida, Lamiales, Oleaceae.
UUAAAGAAAGAAGCUCAAUACGUCAAUGGGUCCCUUGAAUUUUGUGCUUAUACAGUCUCUGUAGCAAGGAGAAUUCUAGAUGAAAUCAAUGAAAUUGAGUGCACCUCUAUCAAUUCAUUCUUUAAACUCCCAAAAAGUCAAAAAGAUCCAAUCUUUAUGCCCAAAACUUCGAAGUUCUGUUUUUCUAUGCUGUUUGACUAAAUUUCAGCAUCUGGCUUUUGCUUAGUUGUGUCUAGUUCUUUUUAAGUCCUUCUUUUUUAUUUUUUCAGAAUCUUUAUUUGGUGGUUUCUGUGAAAAUGGUUUAUGGGGUUUGCUGGUUUUGGUGAUUUAAUUCAUUCCAGAAGUUCGAUUUUGGGUGUAUGAUUUGUCUAUGAACUGGGUUUAAAGUUUUUUCUUCUUUGUAUUUUCGGUCCGAAAUAAGGUCUAAAGACGUUGAAGAUUUUUUUUAUUUUUUUUUUCCUUUUUCUUUUUCUUUUUGUAACGUGGGAUUUGUUUUGUUUACUAAUGGAUUAGUACAACAGUAAAGGUUGGUGUAGAAGAUAAUAGAAGCCUCACUUGUUGAUUGCCCAGCUUCAUUUCUAGACAUCACUUUCCAAUACCAUCUUGAUGGAGUAUAUUUGAUAUUCCGUAUAUGUAUUCGGUCGAUUUUAAAUUCCUACAUAAAGGGUUUUAGAGGCUGAUUCUGGGUGGAAGAGAGGCUCGACAAAACUCUGUAUUUUUCUUCUAGUGAAAAAAACCUAAGGCCGUGAGUGAAUUUUGCUAUCACAUCGAGGGGCACAGAAGGGAACACCACCCAUUCUUCUCGAAUUUCUGAGUAUGGUGUCCUAGAGCAAUAUCUUGGAUUUCAAAUUGGAGACGCUACUAAUGUGAGUCGAAAUCCAGUAUUUGAACCAACUGUAACUAGCGAAACAAUGCAUCCUGUUCUCCCAGCUAACACAUUUGAUAAGUCUCUCACUCCUACCAAUACGCAUUUCUCUACUGCUCUUAUGGGGUCUCAAACGGUACAAUUACAAAAGGGACCAUUGCAAAAUCUAGUUUCUGUAUCUGGUGCUCAACAUGCGAACUGGGGAGAGUCGAGCAUGGCAGAUUCCAGUUCUCGUACGGAUACUUCAACUGACAUGGAGCCAGAUGAUAAAGACCAAAGGUUUGAUAUGGGUCAGUCUGGUGCCGUUGCAGUCUCAGAUUCCAGUGGAAAAUCAAAAGAAAAAAGCCUUGAUCAAAAGACUUUGCGAAGGCUUGCCCAAAAUCGUGAAGCUGCAAGGAAAAGCCGAUUGAGGAAGAAAGCCUAUGUACAACAGCUGGAGAAUAGCCGCUUGAAGCUGACACAACUGGAGCAGGAACUGCAGCGAGCUCGUCAACAGGGUAUAUUCGUUUCCAGCGCUGGAGACCAAUCUAAUGCUGGGAGUGGCAAUGGGGCAAUGGCAUUUGACGUGGAACAUGCACGGUGGUUGGAGGAGCAAAACAGGCUGAUAAACGAGUUGAGGACAGCAGUCAAUUCACAUGCAAGUGACCCCGAGCUUCGCACUAUUGUGGAUAAUGUGAUUGAACAUUUCAACGACAUUUUCCGGCUGAAAAGUAAAGCAGCCAAGGGUGAUGUAUUCCACCUGUUGUCUGGUAUGUGGAAGUCACCUGCGGAAAGGUGUUUUAUGUGGAUUGGUGGAUUCCGUCCAUCUGAACUUCUCAAGCUUCUUGUGAAUCGGUUGGAACCUCUGACCGAGCAACAGUUGGAGAAAAUAUACAUGUUACAACAAUCAUCUCACCAAGCAGAAGAUGCUCUCUCACAGGGUAAAGAAGCAUUACAGCAAUCUCUAGCCGAGACAUUAGCUACUGGAUCUUCAGGACCAGAAGGGCCGUCUGGUAACGUUGCAAAUUAUAUGGGUCAGAUGGCAAUGGCCAUGGGGAAGUUGGAGACUCUUGAAAAUUUCUUGCGCCAGGCGGAUAACACGAGGCAACAGACAUUACAGGAGAUGCAUCGUAUCUUGACGACCAGGCAAUCAGCCCGUGCCCUUCUCCUUAUGAACGAUUAUUUCUCCCGCCUUCGAGCCCUCAGUUCUCUUUGGCUUGCAAGGCCACAAGAGUGAAACAAAGUCACUCUCCAUCAGAAGGUGAAGCAGAAUGGGAGAUAAACAGUCGACCACCAAUGACACUUCAUAUAGCGCGUUUGCCAUGCAAUCACCAAGCCGGCCUUCAUAAAUUACAGUGACUGUUUCUGUUGUGAAGUGUAACUCUAUCUGUGCAUGUUAAAAAAUGUGGUAUUAGGCUCAUUAUGUGUCUAGUACAGGAAUUAAUAAUAUGGUGUUGUGCUGUUUUCGAUUUUAUUAUAGCAAUGUAGGAUAAAGAUCAGUGCAAUAGUUGUAGAAAUAUGUAAAGACAGCCAAAUAAAGUGUGUUUCUAGGUAUUAUAUUGCUUUUAUAUUAUUCAA